Selaginella moellendorffii is the source of this 5232-nucleotide messenger RNA. RefSeq lists its product as uncharacterized. NCBI's taxonomy places the organism in Eukaryota, Viridiplantae, Streptophyta, Lycopodiopsida, Selaginellales, Selaginellaceae. The transcript is spliced from 4 exons. Gene Ontology annotation, molecular function: zinc ion binding; protein binding; RNA binding. Gene Ontology annotation, biological process: RNA modification. Bases 1 to 4983 code for a protein of 1660 amino acids. The record is from RefSeq and is a predicted model, not a curated record.
AUGUAUAGUAGAUGUGGCAGUGUUACACAAGCAUGGCUAGUCUUCAAACAAAUCCAUGACAAGAGCGUCUACUCCUGGACUGUUAUCAUCGCAGCAUUUGCCCACAAUGGGCAUUUUCUUGAGGCAUUUGUUCUCUUCCACAAAAUGGACUUGGAGGGCGUUUUGCCGAACAAAGUCACCUUCGUCACAGUCCUGCGAGCAUGCACCACCCUCGCACAGUGCGAGAAAAUCUUCGCCCGGGUGAAACAUCUCGGCUGGGAGCUAGACACCACCCUUGGAACCGCCUUUGUGAGCACAUUCGCAAAGCUCGGGGACUUGGCCGCGGCUAGAGACGCUUUCGAGAAUCUCGGCAGCUCCAGGAAUGUGGUGUCGUGGACCGUGAUGAUCUGGGCUUACGCGCAGCAGGGUUUCAUUCGAGCGGCCUUCGAUCUCUACAAGAGAAUGGACUGCGAGCCAAACGCUGUAACUUUCAUGGCCGUGAUGGAUUCCUGUUUGCGUCCAGAGGACUUACCGCGAGCGGAGCAAAUCCACGCACACAUGGUUGCCUCCGGCUUUGAUUCCGAUGCUGUCUUGCAAGUUUGUCUCGUCACCAUGUAUGGGAAGUGUGGGAGCGUCGACAGCGCUUGGAGCAUCUUCGAAAACUUGAAGGAGAGAAGCGUGGUUGCAUGGAACUCCAUGCUAUCUGCGUUCGCCAGCAACGGGUGUUACGAGAGGAGCUUGAAACUCUACGAAAGAAUGCUGCUAGAGGGGAAAACACCCGACAAGAUCACUUACUUGGCUGUGCUUGAUGCCUGCCAGAGCGUUUCCGAGGCCCGGAGGUACGCCGCUACCUUCGAGCUGGAGCUAGAUAUUGCUGCAAAAAAUGCCGCGGUCAGUGCGUACGCGAGGUGUGGAAGCUUGAAAGAAGCCAAGGCUGCGUUUGAUGCAAUACAAUGGAAGAACAAUGCUGUGACAUGGAACGCCAUGAUCUCCGGCCUUGCACAGCACGGCGAGAGCAAGCAAGCUCUCGAGUGCUUUUGGAAAAUGGAACUGGAAGGAGUGAGACCAAACUCGGUCACUUACCUCGCAAGUCUAGAGGCAUGCUCGAGCUUGAACGAUUUGACGAGAGGGAGACAACUCCACGCCAGGAUCCUCCUGGAAAACAUACACGAGGCAAACCUCAGCAAUGCCGUGAUCAACAUGUAUGGCAAGUGUGGAAGUCUAGACGAAGCAAUGGACGAGUUUGCAAAAAUGCCCGAGAGAGAUGUGGUCUCCUGGAACACAAUGAUAGCAACAUACGCUCAACACGGCAGUGGAAGACAAGCACUAGAGUUUUUCAAGCAAAUGGACCUGGAAGGAUGGACUACGGACAGAGCAACGUACCUGGGAGCGAUCGACGCGUGCGGCAGCGUUCCAUCUCUAGCUCUCGGAAAAACCAUCCACUCCAUCGUCGCCACUGCUGCUCCAUGCCUGGAACAAGAUCCGGGAGUCGCCACAGCGCUCGUCACCAUGUAUGCUCGGUGUGGAAGCCUGCACGACGCAAAGUCAGUGUUCUGGAGAUCUCACUCGCGGAACCUCGUUACCUGGUCGAACUUGAUCGCUGCGUGUGCUCAGCACGGCCGAGAGAACGAGGCCCUGGAUCUCUUCCGCGAGAUGCAGCUCCAGGGAACCAAGCCCGACGCUCUAACUUUCAGCACGCUCGUCGCGGCUUGCAGCCGGCGAGGAGUCGUGAAAGAUGGCGUCUUCUACUUUGUGUCCAUGGUGGAGGACUACAGCAUCCCGGCGAGCGAGGACCACUUUGGAGGGAUGGUCGAUUUGCUGGGACGAGCAGGCUGGCUGGAAGAGGCCGAGCAAGUGAUGCGAAAGAAUCCUUGCGCUUUGGCUCACGCUGUUUUGCUGGGAGCUUGUCACGUCCACGGCGAUGUCGAGCGAGGGAUUCGCAUCGCUCAGAGCGCUCUCGAGUUGGAUUGGAAGAACUCGGCAUCGUAUAUCACCAUGUCUCACAUGUACGCUGGCGCUGGAUCACGGCAAGAGUUUCACGAGUUAGAGACCAGCUUAUCAGAAGAACUUGGAUCACUCACCUCUCUAGCGGCUACGUUUCCUUGCCCUCGCUUACGCGAUGUCGGUGUCGUCAAAAUCAUCCUCGAAGCUGUUGAAGAAGUCGAGAUCGCAGGGCUUGUUGUCGACGAUGGCGUCGCCCAGCAUCUCGAUGCCGUCGCCGUCGAUGUCCAUGGCUAUUGUCUGGCUUUCUUUUGGCCCCUGGGAGUACGCUCGUGUUUCUCGAGCAAGAGUUCUGGCAAGCCUCGAAUGGCGGUGAUUUUCCUGGAGAGAAAACCAAGUGAGAAACACCACGAUCGAGAAGAUCUCUUACUUGGUCGCGUAGACUUCCCGCGCCUCGGCCUUCCACACCUUCAAUCGCGCGGCGUUCUCUCUCCACCGCUUCACUCGCAAAACCUCGCGGCGAGCAGUGCGAGCCCGCGGCUUGAGGGCGCCCACGCACGCCCUGGCCAUCGGUGCCCAAGAACCCUAAACCCUAAGAAACAAAUGCGCCUCUCCUCGCGAUGGCGCCUCUUGUUUCGCAGCGGCGCGAGGCGAGUGAGCACGCAGGCGAGGGCGCCGAUCGUUUUCAAGGUGAGCGAGCCCGUGCCCGUGAUCUAUCCAUCGCUCAGGAACCGCUGGAAGCCGCUGGAAGUGGUGGCUCCAUUCGAGCUUCCCGAAGAGGCGCAAUUCUCUGGCGAUGGAAGCGAUGAAGAAGAUGAAGAGGAGGAAGAAGAGGAGGAGCAGCAUAGAUCUAGGCGAGGGAGACAGGCAAAGGAUCAAAGGCAAAUGCAGGGAAGGGUAAAGCAUCACAAAAGAGAAGAGUUUCACGAAGAGGAAGAAGGAGGAGGUACGCAAGAGGAAGAAGAAGACGACCAAGGGAUCAUAGAAAUAGAAGAAGAUCACGACGAAGAAGAAUGUAGCGACGAAGACGACGAUGAUCUCGUCAUGAAUUCCGAGGAGGAAGCCGACUACCAAGAGCUCGCUCGAAUGGUUGACGAGGAGGAUCGAGAAGAGGCCGAGGCCGCACAGGCAGCCAAAGCUAGAGCUCGCGAUCGUCACCGCAGUCGAGAGGAACCACAAGAUCAAGCCCUCGUCCUCCAAAAACCUCCCAAGAACACGACGAGAUCACCGGUGGUGGAAGAUCAAGAACAGGAGCAAAGUUCCAGCAGGGAAUCGAGUGACCACCAUAGCGGUUCCAAGCGACUCGAGCAAAUCAUCCGGGAGCUCGAGCAACAGGACGUGAAGUUCGACUCGGCGGCGUAUGGAUCGCUCCUCCAGUGGUGCGGAAACUCCAAAUCCCUCGAUCUGGGAUCCCGCGUCUUGGAUCACAUGAUCAAGACGAAGCAAACGCUGGACAGAUACCUCCUCAACAUGCUCGUCGAGAUGUACGGCAAAUGCGGCGCCGUCGGACAGGCCCGACAGACAUUCGACCGGAUAUCGCGGAAGAAUGUCUUCUCGUGGACAAUCAUGAUCACGGCCUACGCCCAGAACGGGCACAGCGCAGAGGCGAUCAAGCUCCUGGCGGCCAUGGAUCUCGACGGCGAGCCUCCAAAUGUGGUGACGUUCGUCAACGCGCUCGCCGCUUGCUCGAGCUCGCGAUCGCUCCACGCCGGCCGGAUCAUCCACGAGAGCUUGGCGGCGAGAAAUCUCGACUCCAAUCUCAUCGCCCAGACCGCGCUGCUCGACAUGUAUAGCAAGUGCUCGAGCUUGCAAGAGGCGAUCCGGGUGUUCUCCGCGAUCAAGAACAAGGACACGGUGUCGUACAACGCCAUGAUCUCCGCGCUCUCUCGCCAGGGGUACGGCAAGGAAUCGCUGGAAUUGUUCCAGAGAAUGGAGCUCGAGGGGGUCCGGCCGGACGAGGUGACGUACGGCAGCGUCCUCAACGCUUGCGAGAGGCUUGGCGCUCUAUCGUACGGAAUCUCCGUACACCGCCGGAUUCGUGGGACCGCGCUAGAGUCGGACGUGGUGGUGGCCACCGCGCUGGUCGGGCUGUAUGGCCGCUGUGGCCAGCUGGAUUCCGCUCGGGGAAUGUUCGAGGCGAUGGGGCAGAGGGGCGUGGUGGCGUGGACGCUCAUGAUCUCUUCCCUGGCCCAGAAUGGGCGAGGCGAUGAGGCGCUGGAUCUCUUCCGGAGGAUGGAAUGCGCGGGCGUGGCCCCCGACGAGGUGACGCUGGCGAGUGCCUUGCUGGCGUGUGGUGGCCGCCGCGUGGAGGAGGGGCGGCGGAUAUUCGACGCCCUGGGGAGGGUAUAUCCGGUGUCCGCCUCGGCGGAACACUACGGUUGCAUGGUGGAGGUUCUAGGGCGGGCGGGGAAGCUCGAGGAGGCCGAGGGUUUGAUCCAGGGAAUGCCGUGCAAGGCCAGCGGCGCGAUCUGGAUGGCGCUGCUGGCGGCUUGCAAUCGGCGCGGCGAUCUGGAGCGGGGGAUUCGUGCUGCGAAUCGAGCACAGCAGCUCGAUCCCGGGAGCUUUGCGGCGUCCAUGGCGAUGCUCGCGGAGCUGUAUGGAGCGGCGGGGCGGUGGGAGGAUGCUGCCAGGGUCAGGAAGGCUGUGGAAUCGAGGAAUGCGAGGAGGGAGCCCGGCGGGCGGAGCUGGAUCGAGGUGAAGAACAGGGUGCACGAGUUUGGGGAGGAUGAUGAUCGUCUGCAAGGCCCUCGGCUGGACAAGAUCCGUGGCGAGCUCCAGCGAUUGAGCUCGCUAGCCGUCGAGGAAGGGGGGAUUUGCAAGGACGAGAAUGCCAGGGCUCACAUUCUUGGCUGCUGCCACAGCGAGAAGGUGGCGAUUGGAUUUGGGAUUGUGUCCACGCCUGCUGGGCAAUUGAUAAGGAUCGUCAAGAAUCUAAGGGCUUGCCACGAUUGCCAUGCUUUUGCCAAGUUUGUGUCUAGAAGGAUACAGAGGGAAAUAAGUGUGCGGGAUCCGUAUGGCUUGCAUUGCUUCCAGACUAAUGGCUCUUGCUCUUGUGAAAUUUGAUAGAAGAAACGAGCUCGUUUUGAUGGAAAACUCACAAAUGCCUGGAAGUAGGAGCCAAAAACCUAAUAACAAGCCCUAAAAAGGUGGACAUUACACUAACUAUGUGAUUGGAGAUGACAGAGUUAUCUAAACAAUGGAGGGAGCUCCUGGGCCAAGCUCUGCUGAUUUGCAGUAGCAACACUACACACUAGAGAAACAAGAGGAUAGGAAAUGUGAAUUUUUUAAUUUGGAGUGAGUUCUAACAUUGAA